Messenger RNA from Carica papaya (papaya), 1495 nucleotides. NCBI's taxonomy places the organism in Eukaryota, Viridiplantae, Streptophyta, Magnoliopsida, Brassicales, Caricaceae. The record is from RefSeq and is a predicted model, not a curated record.
UCAAGAAGACGUAAUUUUUGUCGAAGAAAACCAGUUCGAUGCAACGAAAUAGAGGAGGAGGAGCACGAGCACGAGCACAAGCACGAGCACCCGGAUCGGCAAGCAGGAUAUGGAUAAUAGAAACGUCGUCGUAUGCGACAACGGCACCGGAUAUGUUAAAUGUGGUUUUGCUGGAGAGAAUUUUCCAACCUCUGUAUUCCCUUGUGUGGUAGGGAGGCCUUUGUUGCGAUAUGAAGAAUCCCUCAUGGAACAACAGCUGAAGGACAUUGUUGUUGGAGAAGCUUGUGCAGAUUUGCGGCAUCAAUUGGAUAUAUCUUAUCCUGUCCACAAUGGUAUUGUGCAGAACUGGGAUGAUAUGGGACAUGUGUGGGAUCGUGCUUUUUACCAUGAAUUAAAAAUCAACCCAACAGAAUGUAAGAUCUUACUCACAGAUCCGCCUCUUAAUCCCUCAAAAAACCGUGAAAAAAUGGUAGAGACCAUGUUUGAAAAGUACAACUUUGCUGGUGUUUUCAUUCAAAUCCAGGCUGUUUUGACUUUGUAUGCUCAAGGUUUACUUACUGGAUUGGUUAUUGACUCUGGUGAUGGUGUCACUCAUGUGGUAACCUCUGACAACCUUUUAUUCACUAAAAUCAGCAGUGUUUCAGACUAUUCCAAAUGUGUCUCCAUUACCUCAUUGUACAUUUGGAUGAACUCAUCCUAUCUUCCUGAUGGAAGGGUUAUUAAAGUUGGCACAGAACGGUUCCAGGCCCCAGAGGCUCUUUUUACACCAGAGCUCAUAGAUGUUGAAGGUGACGGAAUGGCUGACAUGGUUUUCCGCUGCAUUCAGGAAAUGGAUAUUGACAACAGGAUGAUGCUCUACCAGCAUAUUGUUUUAAGUGGAGGCAGCACCAUGUAUCCUGGAUUACCUAGUCGCCUGGAGAAAGAAAUCCUGGAUCGAUAUCUUGAAGCAGUUCUGAAGGGAAAUAAAGAUGGGCUAAAGAAACUGAGGUUGCGGAUUGAGGAUCCACCACGAAGAAAACACAUGGUGUACCUUGGAGGUGCAGUUCUUGCAGGCAUUAUGAAAGAUGCACCUGAAUUUUGGAUUAGCAGAGAAGAUUAUCUGGAGGAAGGAAUUCGUUGUCUAAUCAAGUGCGGCCAGGCCUAAGUUCUGGAUACCAGUCUGCCUGUGACCUACAAGCAAAGGUGUGGCCUAGGCUUAAGUUUUAGAUACCAGUUUGCAUGUGACCUACCAGCAAAGGUGUUGAAGCCACUCGUAAGUAAGGGACUGAUGCUAAGUUUAGUCUCAUUUAUAACGAUCUGCCAUGUGUAAAAUUGUUCCCAGUGUAUAGGAUAAUUUAUUAAAGUCAAUAAUUACUGGCAGUGGCUUUUCAAUUCCUCAGCCUUGUACCAUUAUAACCAGAAAGAUUAAAACAAAAUAAUAGAUUCUUUCCUGUUUAAUUUCCUUUUUUGUAAUAAUUAGAAAAAUGUAUAAUUCAAAACUUAUACUCAUUUUGGC